UGCGUAUUAUGGUUGCCGCAUAAAAUGUCGGUGAGAUCGCGCGAGAAUCACAUCAUAGUUUUGCUAAAAUUUUCGAUAGUUAAUAUGUAGUAAAAAUUAAAAGUUUUAAAACUGAUGCAGUAAUCCAGAUUAAACUCAACCAUCAUACAACAAUCAAUCGCAACCGGUAGAAAACUUUUAUUUGCAAACAAUCGCCCUAGUUGUGUGAAUGUUUUUAAUUGAACGUGACUUCAGUGAAUUAUUGUAAACCAUUAUUCAUCACGCUUCUGCUAAAGUUUGAAGGACAGUGUGAGUUACGCCGUAAGGAGGCAAACACGUAGAAAGAUACCGUCUACUUAAUUUGAAAAAAAUGAAUCCUUGCUAUGUGAUAACGUUAACGCUGCUGGGGGCGAUAGGCGUUCUGCUUCAAUCGAGUUUAACUGACGCAUGCAGUUGUCAACCGGAACAUGCCCAAACAGCUUAUUGCAAUGCGGAUUAUGUUAUUGUUGCACAAGUACUAAGGAAAUCGAAUCGAACACAAAGCGGUAAUAAUGUUUACAAAAUCGCAAUAAAGAAAGAAUAUAAGCUGAAUUCUCGAGCUCAAAAGCUGUUGACGCAAGGAAAACUUAUUACUACUGCGACAGAUUCGAUGUGCGGUCUGCAGCUAGAGAUCAACCAGUUAUAUGCAAUUGCGGCACAGAACAUCCAUGUAGGGCUGUGUAACUUUGUGCGGAAGUAUUCAGAUCUUACCAUUGUAGAAAAACGUGGCUUGGCAGGAAUUUACCGGAAGGGCUGUCCUUGCAAGAUUAAACCUUGUUACACUGGCGUUUGCAACGUGUCAGUCGGAGCAUGCAACUGGACACCGUGGACUGAAUGCGAAUCAGAAUAUGGUGUAUGUGUGCCAACACGAGGACAGAUGAUCGAUGGAAUUCCCGAAAAAUGCCAUUGGCGUCGAUCGCCACUAUACCAGAAAUGUAAAGUCGACAAUCAAAAAUGAGUUAAACUGCUUUGCAGAAAGAUGUAUUUAUAAAUACUGUAAUUAUGUUUCCUAUAUAACUUCUCGUUCUCGUUAGUUCAAACCAAGUAACUGAUUAAUAACUUAUUUAAUUAUUAAACAGUAUUUAUUAUCAGAAGAUAUAUUUAUUUUUAAUAUAUGUAGUUGUGGUUAACGUCGGUAAAAUGCCGUUUAAUAUGAAGCUUUAGUUUUUCUAAAUUUAUUUACAGCUUAUGUACUUAACAUAAGUGCAUAGUUCAAUUUGCUGUUCAACAUUACUCGAGACAUUGACAUUGAGGAAAAAAUACUAGACAUAACUACAUCCAAUUUAGUUACCUCCAAUAUUUUCGCAAAUGUCAGUAUUUUCGAACGACAAAAAAGUGUCCUAAAUUGUUCGAAUGUCUAAAUUGUUCGAAAUUCCUUGCAUUGUCCACCAGAACGGUAAAAUUAUUAAUUAACUUUGUAUGUAUUGACUAAGAUGUAAAUGAGACUAAUACUGCUCUUAUCAGAAAACUAGAAAGCUUAGUACAAAUUAUCUGUAGUAAUUGACAAUUGUUAACGUUGUGAAAAUACUAUUAUCAUUUAAAAAAAUA
Sabethes cyaneus is the source of this 1566-nucleotide messenger RNA. RefSeq names its product tissue inhibitor of metalloproteinase (gene Timp). Bases 350 to 976 code for a protein of 208 amino acids. Gene Ontology annotation, molecular function: metalloendopeptidase inhibitor activity; protease binding. The record is from RefSeq and is a predicted model, not a curated record. Gene Ontology annotation, cellular component: extracellular matrix. NCBI's taxonomy places the organism in Eukaryota, Metazoa, Arthropoda, Insecta, Diptera, Culicidae. Gene Ontology annotation, biological process: negative regulation of membrane protein ectodomain proteolysis; negative regulation of endopeptidase activity. The transcript has 4 exons.